Messenger RNA from Tetrahymena thermophila SB210, 3813 nucleotides. RefSeq names its product C3HC4 type (RING finger) zinc finger protein. The transcript has 6 exons. NCBI's taxonomy places the organism in Eukaryota, Ciliophora, Oligohymenophorea, Hymenostomatida, Tetrahymenidae. The record is from RefSeq and is a predicted model, not a curated record.
AUGUAUUCAUUAUCAUAUAGCUUAUUGCUUCUUAUAUUUUUUUAUACUAACUUUAUCUUUGGAUAGGAAAAAGUAGAUAUAAAACCAAUACAAAUCAAUUAAAUAUAUCUCAAAAGUCCGGAUUAAUUAUUUUAUUCAAACAACACUAUUUACUACCAUAGCAUAGAGCAAAAGUAUUAUCCUUCAAGAAAUUAAUGUUUGUCAUCUUAUAACAAGUAGUUAAAGCUAAUAGAAGAAUCAGAAGACUUCGACAAAGAUUUAAUUUGCACUCCUUAAAACUUUAACUAAACUAAUCUUUUAAAAAAAUGUCUCAUUCAUGCAGAUAGUACAUAUACUAGCCUAGAAUGCCACAACAAAUUAUUCUUUAUACUAAACAAGGACAUGAUUGAAGGCAUCAAAUAAGUUUAAAUGCCUACUAAUUAUACAUAAAAUGCUACAGAAAAGGGCUAUUAUAAGCUUAGAAUAUCUGAUUAUAUUUCUUCAACAUAGAAUAUACUGAAAAUUUCUUAAAGCGGAUAUCAGACCUGUUAUAUUACUCCUACUUUUCUGCAAUGUCUACAAUAAAUGGAAGAUGGUAUAUUUAGACCAAAAGAUCCAUUAUACAUUAUGGAAGAUUAGAAUAGCUUGAGCAAGCUCAAUAAUAAUCUUACAAGGAAUUUGUCUGACGAAAACACUACAUCUUAAGAUAUUCAGCCAGAAUCUGUCUUAAGGGAAGAUAACUCAACUUAACAAUCUUAAUCUUAAAAGGAUAAAAGAAAAAUUUUAACAUUUGGUUCAAUUUCUUAUUAAAGUAAUAAGUCUAUAAUUUUAAUAGUUCCUACUUAAUCGCCUGAUGAAGAUCUGCAUUUCAUAUCCAUACAUACUGAGAAAUCUUUUUAUGCUUUUGAAUGCUAGCAAUCAGAUAUUCAAUUUUCUACAUCUCAGAUUAAUUUCAAUAUGAAAACAAAUAAAAUACUUGAUGUAUAGUUAGUUUUAAAUAAAUAAAGAGGCUCAGUAAAUGCAUUCCUAGUAACAAAUAGUGGAAUUUGGAUAUUUGAAAUCUAAAUUAACUUUUACUAAAAAACUAUAAUGCAUUUUGUUUCUAAAAUAGAUACAAAAAUUGACAUUUUUAGCAUAAAUAGAAACAUUAUUACUAUUUUCAAUAGGAAGCAGAGCUAAAUAAGUAUAUAUAGACUACUUGAGUUUUCUUAAAAAGUUUAAUUUGUAACAUCUAUAGAUGAUGCAAUUAUUUCCACCUCACCAAAAAACUCUACAUUAUAAGAAACUCAAAAUGAUUUAAAUUCAACUUCAAAUUAAAUUGAUGAAUAGCAAAAUGAUUUUAUUCUUCGAGUAUUCACUGAUUAGAGUGAAUCUAAAAUAAAUAAGUUCAGACCUGCUUAAUACUUGAUAUUCUUAGUUAAUAGUAAAUUAAAGAUACAAACAAUAAUUUCACUUUCAGAAUUUUAAAAAAGUUAAAAAUACCUAACUCCAUUACAUAGCAUCAUAUAGUAAAAUGUAGAUAUUCAAAUAAAUUUUUAGAUAAAUUCGGACGAUUUCAAAAAUUUUACACUUGCUAAAGAAGAGAUUGAAUAUAAUAAAGUAUCAGAAAAUGAAAAAAGUUCAGAAUACAUUGUUGAUUUGUAAUAUAUAAAGGAUAGUACUUCAAAAAGCUAUAUCAUUUUCUCGAGUAAUCAUGCUAUUUAUUUACUACCUAUAUGUUUCCCUAACAAUUAAUUAUUUAUAGACGAAACAGAUGUUAUCACAUCUUACACUUACAAUGGUUGUAUUCCUUGUGAAUUUUCAACUUAUUCAAAAAACAUUAAUUAACAACAGUGCUUAAAAAUAAAUAAUAAUAGCUAAAGAAUUUAUGAUUAAUAUGCUAAAUAUAGUACUUUUGAGCUAAUAAAUAUGUAAGAUAAUUGUAUUAGCUAAGAACUUAAAGGUCCUCAAUGCUAAACUUGUACAGAAUUUCAAAAAAGUUAUUUACCUAAUGAACAAAAUAUAAAAUUAAUAGAUUAAACCAUGAAUUAGUAAUUUGGUUAAACAGUGUGCUAAUACUAAUGCGAAGAAAAAAAUUCUAACUAAAAUUACAUAAAAGGUACCAUAUAAGAAGAAUUCUAAGAUAAUACAUAGAGACGCAAGUUGAAAAUAAAUUCUCUCAAAUAAAUUUAUGAAGUUGAAAUCUCCUAAAAUUCUUAAAAUUAUGAAAAUCAAAAUAAUUUAGAAGAGACUCUAAACUAUGCUGCUUAAGCAAAUAAAACUUAAUAGUCUUUUAACUUAUAUAUCAGAGAUUCUCCAAAUAAUAAAAUAAGAAAAUUAGAUGAUGCUAAAGAUAAAGCAACAAAAGAAAAUCAAUUUAACAAAAAUAAAGAAAACUAAUAAAACAAUUAAAAUAAUGAUUAAAAUUCUCCAGAUAGCUAAAGUGAAAAAGAAUUAAAAAAUACAGCAACCGAGUGUAUUGAGAAAUAAAGCGAACUAGAAUAUAAUAACUUCUGCUCAAAAUUCAAGGAUUGCUAUAGUUGCUCCUACCAUCCAUUCUGUAUUUUCAACCCAAUAGAAAGAAAGUGCUAAAAACUGAAUAAUUAUAAACAGCCUACGAUGACAAAUUUUCAGCAAUUCAUGAUUUAAAACUUUUCUGAAAGCAGCAAAACUUUACUAGACUAUCAAAAAUAUGAAUAUUGCAAUGUUAUUAAACAUCAAAAAGUCUGUCCAUUUUCCUAAAAUAUUAACAAGUAUAGAGGAGAGUUUUUAUUUUAUAAAAAUCAAAAGAAAAAAGACAGCAAGUAGCUUGGAGAUAACAAAGAAGGAAUAGAAAUAAAAACCCAAGAUGGAGAUGGAGCAGAGUAUGAUUAAGUGGAACAAUUUUAAGUUUGCAGCUGGUAUGUCAACACAGAUAAAUCUUAUUAGGACUUCGAUUAUGAAAUUAAAAUAUAUUUGGAUGAAGGAUUCAUCUAAGGAAAAGAUAGUUUAUAAGCAACUGUAGGAAUCUGCCAUAGUUAUGAAUCUGAAAUUCAAGGUGAAAGAAGUAAUUCUGAGCCAUGUAAAUUAACGAAAAUGCCAAUGACACUGAACUAAUCUACCACAAAAUGGAUCAAGUUUGGAGGAGGAAAGUUUAGAUUUGUUUUAUAAUUUAUGGAAAAAGCCUAGAUAGAUGUUUCUAAAAUAUCAAUCACAUUUAUGCCAGUUACUAACCAUGACAAGCAACUAAUAGUUGUUAUUUGCAUAAUAGUUAUAAUUAGCAUUUUCUUUUUAUUGAUCAUUCUUCUGAUCUUCAAAAACAAGAUUCUUUAUUGCAUUAGAGUAAAGUUUAAUACACUUUAUUUCCUUGAUUGGGAAGAUAACACAGAACUCAAUAAUAUUACUAUAAAGCAAAUAAUUAAAAGAUUAGAAAAAUAAAAGCUUUUAAAGUUGCAUAGUAAGAGUUCUUAUCAUACUGAUAAUUAGUACCAUCAUACAGAAUGUUCUAUUUGUUUAGUUGACUUUAAAUAAGCUGAUCCUCUCUAUGUCCUUGUUUGUUCUCAUAUUUUCCAUUAGCACUGUUUUGAAGAAUGGGUAAAAGUACAAUUUAACCCAGUGACAUGUCCUAACUGUAAAAUUUCUCUUAAUAAUAAUGCCUUUACAUUGAUUGAAAUGCAAAAAUAAAAUAAAUUACAAAAUAAAAAUGCUGCUUCUACAAGUUAAAACUAAAGCUAAAGCUAAAAUUCUUCAGCUGUACCUGAGUAAAUUUCUAUUGAAAUGGAAAAUAAUGGUUUAUAAGUAGCAAAUAAUAAUGAUUCUGCCGAAGGAUAAGAAAUAGAACAUUUAAUUAACGCAAAUACAAUUUUCAUAAGCUGA